This is a messenger RNA of Temnothorax curvispinosus, 2478 nucleotides long. RefSeq lists its product as uncharacterized. The record is from RefSeq and is a predicted model, not a curated record. The coding region runs from base 1 to 1770 and encodes 589 amino acids. NCBI's taxonomy places the organism in Eukaryota, Metazoa, Arthropoda, Insecta, Hymenoptera, Formicidae. The transcript has 9 exons. Gene Ontology annotation, molecular function: zinc ion binding.
AUGGAACAGAUGAUCGCGCUGAGUACACAAAAUCCAUUGUCCUUAUUGGUUAAAUUUGGAAUGAUGGCCUGGAACAACAGCUGUGGGAACGAUAACUGUUCCGGCCACGGGGAAUGCCAUAAUGGGACUUGUCUGUGCGAGAUCCAGUUUGACGGGCCGGAAUGCCACAUCCCAAAUCUAAGUUAUUACAUCGCCUUCGCCACGAUUUUUUUCAUACUCGGUUUCGUCUGCUUGAUACAACUUGUCAUGUGUAUCGUCGCCGAGUGGCAGCGGAUGAAGGCGCCGUCGUUUCUGAGAGCUUGCCGGGUCACUACUCAAAAAGUGUUGUACUUUGUGGUUUUCCUCGCGUCGAUGAUACGAGGGGCAUACUUCACCUCGCCGACUGCUUUUAAGGAAGGCUGGUCCAGGAGCUUGCUGUCAGCGUAUUACCCGUUGCUCUUGAGUGGAUCAUCGUUGAUCGUCUGUUUCUGGGCCGAAGUGGUUCAUCUGAGAGACAUUCGCUGGGACAAACCUCAGUUUUUGUCAAAAUCUUUUCUGGCCUUUGUUGUCUUCAACAUAAUAACGUAUUCCCUCUUAUUAGCGGAGUUUAUCACGGCUCAGACCUAUUCACAAGUAGAUCAAAGCUUUUAUGCACAUGUAUUCAAUGGCUGUUACGCAGUGCUCCUAUUCAUUGUAGUGAUCUUCUUCUUGAUCUAUGGAGUGGAAGUAUUUUUCAAAGUUCGUGGUGGAUUCUUAAAUGAAUGUCAAGUUACUUCCAUUGCAACGAAUAAACGUGUAGCUGAUACAACCAAAGUCCCUGCCGAGGAUCAAGUAACGGCGAAGUUGUUCGAUCCAGGUCCGUCUACAUCUACAGCAGAGCCUGUGCACAUGCAGCAAGUGAAUACGUCUCAAUUACAUCAGUCAAGAUUUGGAUUACUCUCUCAAGCUUUUAUGCUGUUUAUAGUAGUUGGUUUUCUGUUCAGCGAGACUCUCAGUGAAUUUUGGAAAACAAAGGUGCCAUUGUACAGCAGGAAUUGGCAUGACGUUGUGUUUCGUGUUAUUGAAGUUGGCGUCGCACUAUGGUUUCCUUGUGUUCUUUGGAAUUGUAUGAGUCCAGAGCAAUUAUGGAUCUUAAAUCCGAAGCGUUUAUUGAAGAGACUGGAUCUGGAUCAAGGGAAACACAUAAAGGAAAUUGAGUUGCAAGAAAAGGGCGCGUCUCAAGAUACCGCGUUUCUCUCUGCAGAUACAGCAUCGAUUAACAGCAAAGAUUGCUGGAUCUGUUAUGACAGUGAGAGACAAGAUGCUGGUCCAUUGAUACAACCAUGCUUUUGUAGGGGUGAUGUAAGUGCUGUACAUCACGACUGUUUGCGUCGCUGGCUCGUUGAGAGUUCUGUAAAUGCUGACAGUCUCGUUUGUAAAGUGUGCAAUACGAAAUACAAUGUUGAACAUGCUAGCCGAUUGGAUUGGCAAAACAGUUUGACCCCACGCCAUUGUCUACAAACUAUUGCUAUUGUUACCACGAUGUGUGGAUCUUCUGCUGCUGCCUGGAUAGUUAUCCAACUUGUAGAAGGACCCAUCAUUAGAAUGCUCGCAGCCGGAACUGCAUUACUGAUUAUGUAUGUCUGCAUAAGAUUCUUGAGCUUGAAUACCGUUGUAGCGUAUCAACGGGCCAAAAUUUCAUCGUUAAAUAUUGUUAACAGUGGUAGUGACAAUAGUGGGACUGCACAUGUUGCUACAAUUAGUCAUACGAUUUCGGUGGACUUGACGAAAUCGGACAUGGCUUCGAUAUAAUCUAUACUUGCCAUUGUGCUACGAGAACACAAGUAUCUUCCUACUUGAAGUAGAAAGAUUCAAAAUAGGAUAACUAGGUCCUAGAAUAAUGCCGAUGUGUACGCUUUUCAAGCGUAUGUAACGAUAAUGUACAAAACGACGAUGAUUAAGGUACGGUAUGUUUCCGUUCAAGGUUUUUAUAUGCUUCUUGUAAAAUAACGAAGUUGUUUUAUAGAACGCGAAUGAGAAAACUAAGAAGAGACAUACUGUAUCUACAUUUUCACGAUAGAUUUAAACCAGUUGCCAAACUUCCAUAUUUUACUCCUCCUGAUUAUUUCAUUAUAUGACAUUCAUGUUUUCAUUAUAUUCAUAUAUUCGUUACAUCGCGUAUAACAUAUAUAUAUUUAUAUAUAUAAUUUACAUACUUGUAAGGUAUUAUCCACAAAAUAUGGACGAGAUAUGUUGUAAUUACUUUAAUUACUUUAUUUUGUUGAAGAUAUUACGUUAUUAAUAAGUUGUAUCUCAUAUUUAUAUAUAUAAGCAGUAAAAAUUUGAAUAUCAAGUUUUAAAAUUGCCAUGAAGAUUGUAUUAUAAAAAGUAUAUCAGUAGUAUCAGUAAGCAAUCGCUGUUCAAAAAGAUAAUACAAUUUUCACAUAGAUAUGAGUAAAAUAUAAUUUCACUGGUGCAAUUUAUCUAUUUAGUAUUUAUAAUUACGUUAAUUUUAUAAUU